This is a messenger RNA of Salvia hispanica, 3389 nucleotides long. RefSeq lists its product as uncharacterized. Lineage: Eukaryota; Viridiplantae; Streptophyta; Magnoliopsida; Lamiales; Lamiaceae. The record is from RefSeq and is a predicted model, not a curated record.
GUUCUCAUCCUCGUUGCAGCAGCUCAAUAAUCAAUCGUUGCCGCUCCAAGCUCCAAUUCUUCUGCAUUCAUUCAUGCCAAGAUAUCAAUCCCUAAUCCCUCCACUCGCCUCUGAUUCAUCGAUUUUAAUUUACAGGCAAAAUGCUGCGUCCGCCGGAGACAAUGGAGGAACAGUUGAUAAUCCAAGCAAUUACAGAAGAGUGCCCCUGGGAGAACCUGCCGAAGCGCCUUCAAUCAACCCUGAAUUCCAAGGAAGAUUGGCACCGCAGGAUAAUUGAUCACUGCAUAAAAAAAAGACUCCCCUGGAACACUUGUUUUGCUCGCAUGGUGUGCAAAGAAGCUGAAUACUAUGAGGAAAUGAUGCGUUAUCUACGGAGGAAUCUAGCGAUGUAUCCCUACCAUCUUGCAGAGUAUGUUAACCGUGUUAUGAGGGUUUCUCCUUUCAAAUAUUACUGUGACAUCUUAUUUGAAGUGAUGAAAAAUGAACAACCCUAUGACAGUAUUCCCAAUUUUAGUGCAGCAGAUGCCCUGCGGAUCACAGGAAUCGGAAGAAAUGAAUUCAUUGACAUCAUGAACAAGUGUAGAUCUAAGAAAAUUAUGUGGAAGUUAAAUAAGUCCAUAGCAAAAGAACUCUUGCCGAUAGAACCUGUUGAAUUUGUGAUUGAGCCAUGGUGGGGAGUUUGUCUUGUCAACUUUACUUUGGAAGAAUUCAAGAAGAAGAAUCAGCACAAAUUGAUAAAAUCUAUAAGGAGGAAGCCAAUUCUUUCUUCCUAUUUGAUCCGGAAAUUAUUAAGGGUCUAUUUCGCCGUGGGCUCGUGUACUUUGAUGUUCCUGUUUAUCCUGAUGACCGUUUCCAAGUUUCAAAGCUUGAAGGAUUUGUUUCAAACAGGGAGCAGUCAUAUGAAGAUCCCAUUGAAGAUGGGUUGUGUAAGCAGGUUGCUAUAUGCUGUGUUUGUGGUGUCAAGCGAGAAUUCAACUGUUGCUGAACUGGCAUUGACUUUGCAAGCUGAUAUCUUUCAGCUACAGGCCGCUGCAUCUUUUGUUUGUCGACUGGGAUGGGCAGUGAAACUUAUUGAUCCAGCCUCUAUUCUUCAGGACUCUUAUUCAUCUGGAUCUCCUAGAAGUAUGCUCAGUGAUGACGAAGUUGGUUCUCAUGCUAGUAUGGGUCCUUCAAGUUUAUUUGGUGAUGGCAGCAGUCGUCAAUCAUCAGAUGUAUUAUGGACAGAAAACUCUAGUCCUUCUGCCGACUGCUCUAGUGUAGCUUUUGUUGUUGAUGCUAAUAUAACAUCAUAUCUUAUGAUGGGAUCUGUCUCUCCAGGUCUGAAAUCUCAUGCUGUGACACUUUAUGAAGCUGGAAAACUAGGUCACACAAGCAUUGCUGACCUUUGCAAUGAUCUUAUGACCCUAGAGGGUGCUAAAUUUGAAGGAGGGUUACAAGAGUUUGCUAAUCAUGCUUUCAGCCUCAGGUGUAUUCUUGAAUGCCUAACUUCAGGUGGAACUGUUACUGAUGAAAGACAGAGAGUGACCAAGGAGGACACCGCUUCAUUGACAACUGAUGCUUGUCAAGGUGACAGUUCUCAAAAUAGCGUGAAUAAAACAGAUGACACUAAUGACUCUGUUGAGCUCAGUGGAACUAGUAUAGAUGAUACUUUAUCUACUACGUUAUCUAAAGAGACUAGUUCUGAUGCAGAGGAUUCUAAUUUUAGUUCCAAGUUUGAGGAAAUUUCAGAUUCUGCUGAAAGUUUGACUGCCAGAAAAGAUUUAAAGAAAAUAAGGAAAUACAGAGUAGAUAUACUUCGUUGUGAAAGCUUGGCUGCUCUGUCCCCAGCCACAUUGAGUCGUCUAUUUCGUCGUGACUAUGACAUUGUCAUGUCCAUGAUUCCACUUCCUCAUUCUUCUGUCUUGCCUGGAUCAAAGGGCCCUGUUCAUUUUGGUCCUCCAACACAUUCUUCCAUGACUCCUUGGAUGAAAUUAGUGCUUUACACUGCUCUAUCCAGUGGACCUCUUUCUGUUGUUAUGAUGAAAGGCCAGUGUCUAAGAUUACUUCCUGUACCAUUAGCUGGUUGUGAGAAAGCCCUUAUAUGGUCAUGGGAUGGAUCUACGGUUGGGGGUCUGGGAGGAAAUUUCGAAGGGAAUUUAGUUAAUGGAAGCAUUCUAUUACACUGCUUGAAUUCUCUUCUUAAACAUUCUGCUGUGUUGGUUCAACCUUUGAGCAAGAAUGACCUUGACGAUGGUGGAAAUGUUGUAACACUAGAUGUUCCAUUGCCCUUGAAAAACAGUGAUGGUUCAGUGGCUUGUAUUGGGGAGGAGCUGGGGCUAAGUGGAGAGGAAUGUUCAAAGUUAAACAUAUUGUUGCAUGAUAUAUCGAAAAAGAUAAAUUUGUGGACAAUAGGUUAUAUUCGCUUACUUAGACUAUUUAACGAGAGAAAAUUAGAAACCUUUUCAGUUGAUAAAGAGAAGUAUGAAUGGGUUGUACUUGGUGCACAAUUCGGUGUCCCACUUUUUAGUCCCCAAUUGUGCAAUAGUAUAUGCAGGAGAGUGGUUUCUUCACAGUUACUUCAAACAGAUUUGUCGAGUGAGUAUCAUGAAGCUAUGCAGGACUUAAGAGGCAGGUUGCUUUAUGUUUGUUCUGAGUACCAAGCAUCAGGCCCUACUGCAAGACUUCUUAACCAGAAAGAGCACGUUAAGGAAAAGGAAUCUUCUCAACUACUAAUGAAUUAUGCUAGUGGAAGAUGGAAUCCCAUUGCAGAACCUUCUUCUCCUAUUUCAGGAGCCUUAAGUGAAAACCAAAGGCUAAAACUUGCUAACAGGCACCGAGCUGGGACUGAAGUUUUGAGUUUUGAUGGUAAUAUCCUAAGGUCAUACUCCCUAAACCCAGUCUACGAGGUUGGAGCCAGGCCCUUUGAAGAGUCAGGCGUCAUUGGCACUGGGAAAGGUGAAUCAGAGGAUGUUGAUGGCAAAGAAGUAACUCUCCCGGGUGUAAACCUUCUAUUUGACGGGUCUGAGCUUCGUCCUUUUGAUAUCGGUGCUUGCCUACAAGCUCGUCAACCAGUCUCCUUAAUAGCUGAGGCAUCGGCAGCGACUUCCUCUUUGACAGUCAAACAAAAAGUUUAGAAUUCAAUUUGGUCUUCCCAGACUCCCAGUCAUAGUAGAUCACAGGCAGCAUUGGUGUUUCAGGUUACCAUUGUAGCAGGCCAUGAUGCUUGAUGAGCUUCUGCUUCUCUGCUAAAGUGUGCCUGCAGAGUAUUAAGUACAUAAAUGAGAAUGUUCUUUUCAUCGGCGGUUGAAGCUAAUAGGCCAAACUGACACAUUUAGAUAGUUAAAAUUAUGUGUGAGGCGUUCACUCAUCUGAUUAUUAUUCAUUUGUUAUAGAGUGCAAUUAUGCUUCAA